UAAGCAUUUGGGCGAAUUAAUCGUGCAGUCAACGUCAACCGAGUUUGUAGUUAUCCCUAGCGUCAUUUGUUCGCGAAAAAUGUGGAAUUUAGUUUUUUAAUUGUAAAUUAAGUUUUACUAAAGUUAUGUAAAUUUUUUUAUAUUUAGUGCGCUAUAUAACUAAAAUAGUUUAAGUCCUAAGAAUCUAGGCACAAAUUGACUUAUAAAAAAGUGUUAAAAUACAAAGCCAAAGAUUUAGAGAGAGAAAAAAAAUCGUAAAAGUUUGGACUACUUUGAAAAGCAAACUAUUUAAUUUUUUCUUCCCCCGUUAAAUAAUAACCGCUAAAAUUGUGGAAAAACAGGAGAAAACUCCGAAGCGGAAGAAGAAGGCUGCAGCCAGUAAAAUGUCUGCAGUUUAUUCGCCGCAACAACCGCAGCAGUCUGCGCCCCCAGGUGCUGUACUGCAACCGCCUCAGCCACCAACGCCGACGUCGAUGCAACAACAACAACAACAGCAGCAGCAACCACCGGGUGUUGGUGUUGGCGCCGGCGUUGGCGUUGGAGGAGUGGGGAUGGGUGGUCCCCAAGGAGUGCCAAUGGGUUCCGGUGGUCCAAUACAACGAGGUCCUGCAAUGGUUGGCAGUGGCGGCGGACCGGUAGGGCCUCCAUCUUCAGUUGGUAGUGGGGGAAUGAUGGGCGGUGUUGCACCACCGCCGUCAUCUCAACGCGGUGGUAUGCCGCCAUCGCCGAGCCCAGCACAAAUACAAAAAAUACUUGACGAUAAUUGUGGUCUUAUACAAACAAUUCAAGACUUUCAAACCAUGGGCAAAGCCCAGGAGUGCAUGACAUAUCAUAUGGCACUACACAGAAAUCUCGUUUAUUUGGCUCAACUAGCCGAUCCAACUAUGAACAUUGCUCAGAUAUUGCCGCAUCCACAUGUUCUUCAACAGCAGGCAGCACAACAGCAGGGUCCACAUGGUAUGAUGGGUGCACCACAGCCACCACAACAGGGUGGACCACCGACUGGUGCAAACCAACCACAAAUAGCAGGUAUGCCACCAAUGUCGCAUGCAGAUGGAAAUGUGCAACCUUCAGCAGGAGCUCAAAUGCCGUAUGGUGGUCAACCACCACAAUCGCAUCAAGGAAUGACACCAAACUCUCAACCUCAACAAGGUCCUCCCCAACAAGCAAUUAAUUCUCAACAAGCUGGCCAACAACAACCACAACAAGGCGGUGUUUAUCGCGUGAAUACUACACCUCAAUCAGGCAAUCAACAACCACCAACUGUGUCAAAUGCUGGAACGAAUCAACAACGACCAAGUGUUCAAGCUGGCCAACAGCCGGGUCAAGGGCCACAACAACAGGCCCCCAAUCCCCAACAAGGUCCACCUCCACAACCGCAAUAUCGCGGCAAUUAUCAACAACAACACAGUCAUUAUCCUGGCUAUCCACCACAAAGCCAACCAUCAUACCAACCUCAAGGCGGUUAUCCCUAUGGUCCGCCCGCUCAAGGUUACGGUCCACCGCCGCCAAAUGCACAAGGUGGUUAUCACCAUGCAGGUAUGCCUCCGACAUCAUCAGCAGGUGGUGGUCCACCAGGGCAACAUGGCUACGCCAAUGCCAGUGGCCAGCAAGGUCCUCCAGGCGCUUAUCCACCACCUCCGCCUAACCAGCAAGUUCCACCAGGUCAGCAACCACCUCCUUCUCAAAUGUAUGGUCCACCCACAACUGGGCAAGGACCACCACCACCGCCAAAUCAAUAUGGUCCACCGCAAGGUGGUAACAACGCCCCACCACCAAUGGCAUACGGUGGUUAUGGUGGCCCUCCACCAAGUAGUUAUGGACAAGCGUCGAAUGCAUUGCCCGGAGGUUAUGGCCCACCUCCACAAAAUCCAACACAAUCGCCCUAUCCGCCACAGUCACCAUACCAGCAGGGUGGUGCGCCCGGUGGCUAUCCGGGUCAGACGCCGCAACAGCAACAAACAUCACAGGGUAACAGCGGUGGCUAUAGUUCCUCGCCAAGUCCCGGUCAAACACCGCCACCUCCAACAAAUCAACAAACCCCCAAUUCGGCCAACCCAAAUGGGCCUAAUGCUCCGCCAGCAAGUGUGCAAUCCACUUCUCCAUCAACUGCUUCUGGGAAUAUCGGCGUCAACAGCGGUCCACCAAACCAACAAACACAAUCAACUCAGCAACAACAACAGCAGCAGCAACAACAACAACAACAACAACAACAAUAUGGUAGCCAACAACCUCCAGUUUCUAGUGGACCGCCACAACCACAUGGAUCAGCACCACAGCAACAACAACCAGUAUAUUCAUCAGCAGGUGCACCCACUGGUGGCCCCGCUCCAUAUGGAGCGCCAACACAGCAGCAGCAACAACAACCGCCGGGAUCAAAUGGACCGCCUACGGUGCCACCAAACACAACGGCACCGCCGAAUGGUACUCCCCAGAUGCCCAAUCAGCAGUAUCAACCACCACCGGCCGGUCAACCGUACGGUGCGCCUCCACCACAGGCCUACGGUCCACCACCACCCAGUGGUGGUUAUCCGGGCCAUGGCUAUCAUCAACCGCAGGGCGGCUACGGUGGUAUGCCACAAGGACAAUAUCCCCCCUCACAGGGAUAUCAAGGAUAUAGACCCACUGGUGGACAGAUGCCACCGCCAGGCGCACCACAAGGGCCGCCCACAAAUGCAUAUUCAUACUACGGUAAUCAACCGCCACAAUAAGUGUUUGCCCGACAAGAAGAUUGAAAACGAGGUAGACAGACGUCAACUGUUUAAUACUAUUGCGAAAUUCAUUUCAAUAUAUAUAUGAUAUAUAUAUAUUCCUAGUUAAAUAAGAAAACAAAUCGCAAUUAAUUGGAAAUUUAUAAAAAAAACGGACAAAUUGGAGAGUUAACGGAAUCCUUAGAGACAUUUACAUGCAUGCAUUGGGGGUAUCUUGACCUCAAAAUAGAAAAUUUUGACAUCCACAAUGAACCGAAAACAAAUAGAAGUCUACACAAAUGGCUCUGCUGAACAAAUAUUAACAUGCAUGCAACUCGCUAAAAAUAUUUCGUCAAACUCAACUAGUUUGUAUUAACGAAUCCAGUUAUUUGUGACACUGAAAAUGAAAGAAACUUUUAUAUCUGGACUAAAAUUCUUACAUUUAUUUGAAUUCUUCAUGCUUCCGAUGUGUUAAUAUAGAGCCUUGGAAGAUGAAAUGUAUUAUUGUAGUUCGCAAGUAAAGAAGGACUACACAAAGUGAAUUAGUGAACGCAUGCAAUUUAUAGAAAUUUUCGUUAUUGAAUAUGCCGACAACAAUGCAAUUGACUUUUAUUAUUUAAAGAAAUUAAAAAAAAUAUGUACUAAGUUGCUAGCUUCUGUUUGUCGCCGUUAUCGAGAAAUUUCAUGGAAACUAUACAAAUUUACUUAAAAAUUGUUAAAAUAAAAAAUAAGUAUAAAGAUGUUACAAAAGCGUAGGUCAAAGUAAAUAAACAAUAUACAUAUGUAAUAUUUAAUACUAAUAGUAACCUAUCAAUGGCAAUGUACGCAUUCCCCUUUUAUAUAAUAUUGAUUACGGCAAACAUAUUGAACGGAAUGCAAAUUACGGCAACAUAAAAUUAUUGCGAUGAAUUCAAAUAUGUAACAUUAGACUUAAUCAAUACUAUAUAAUACAACAAGUAGUUUACGUUUGAUUGACAAGCCAUCAGGCGAAAUAAUUUUUUAUUCACAUAUGAUAUCGCUACUAUCCUAAUAAAUAUGUCUAUGUGUAUUCGUCACAUUUAUACAAAAUAGAAUAAUUAAA
Messenger RNA from Zeugodacus cucurbitae (melon fly), 3771 nucleotides. Its product is annotated as trithorax group protein osa. Bases 384 to 2711 code for a protein of 775 amino acids. NCBI's taxonomy places the organism in Eukaryota, Metazoa, Arthropoda, Insecta, Diptera, Tephritidae. The transcript is spliced from 3 exons. The record is from RefSeq and is a predicted model, not a curated record.